AUGUCAUCUAAUAAGCAAGAAAGUUUCUUAUGUUAUAAUGGGGAAGUCUUGGUUUUCCAGUUAUCGAAAGGAAAUUUUUCAGAUAAAGAGACUGCAAAAACAUCCAUGUUACACGUCAGAAGAAUGGUAUUUGACAGAGAAACAAGAUCAUUUAUUCAGAAGUCCACUGGAUCCUUCAGCAUAAAGGGAGAAAACUCUCAUUUUAAAAUUAUUUAUUGCAACUGUGUGUCAGAUUUCAGAACUGGAAUUAACCUCCCUUGCGUAUUGAUUCAAAGCAAUGAAAACAAAGUUUUCAGAUACUUUCUACUGUUUCUCCACAGUACCAAUAAAUUUGAAAACCGUUUGAGCUUUAAAAUAGGCCAUGAGUUGAAGGAUAGUUUAAGGGUCCUUGAUGGCCCUUUGGUCUUAUGGAGACAUGCUAGAACAUUCUUCUAUAUGUCUUCUGAAACUGGCAAAGUCGUUACUCUGUCAGUUAACUUUUCCUCUAUUGUGUGGAUAGGGGAUAUUGAAAAUGUGGGUAUGGUUUUAUUGGGAAUAAAGGAACGUUCUUUAUCUGAGGAAGAAUGCACCCAGGAGGCUUCAGAAUCAGAUUAUAUAAUUUCAAAUACCAAAUUUUGUGUAUACUCUCUUGAAAGUGAAGAAGUAUUAAGUGAUACAUACAUUAUCCCUCCUGCUUAUAGCAGUGUGGUAACCUGUGUGCAUGUCUGUGCAAUUGAGAUCAUCAACAACCAGUUAAGAAUGUCUCUAAUUGCCCUUACUCAAAAGAAUCAACUGAUUUACUUCCACAAUGGGACUCCUGAAAGUGUAUGCCAGCUUCCAUUUGGAGAUCCUUGUGCAGUUCACCUUAUGGAUUUAAGUGGAGGAAACUUCUUUUUCAUUGUAUCCUUUAGGUCCAAUGAUGUUUGUGCUGUUUGGGAAAAGAACUUUCAGGUUGCUGCUAAAUGGGAAAAAAUAAGCUUAGUUCUGAUAGAUGACUUUAUUGGAACUGGAACUGAACAAGUAUUGCUACUUUUUAAAGACUCCUUGAACUCAGAUUGCCUGACUUCAUUUCAAAUAACAAAUCUUGAAAACAUUAACUAUUCAAGUGAACCAUUGGAUUGCAGUGAAGAUGAUUUAUUUGAAGGCAAACAAGACAAUCGUCAUUUGGUGAUUCCACCUCUGGAAAGUAGAAUAAAAGUUGGUGUGGCUUCUGUUCAGAGAUUACAACAACAUAUCUUGUUAAAGGAUAAAAUUAUUUUGCAAUCUUACAAAGCUUUAAUAAACCUGCUUCAAGGGAGAGAUGACAAUACAUCAAGUGUAAAGGAGGAAUCUCUUGCUCUCCUUUGUGGUGAAGAAGAAAAUUCUGUCAAUACCUUUGAUGAAAAGUUACCAGACAGUUUUCAAGAUUCAAAGCAACUGGUAGAGAAGAUAUGGUAUCGUGUAAUAGAUGAUAGCUUGGUUGUUGGAGUGAAAACCACAUCUUCUUUAGAGCUGUCCCUGAAUGAUGCGACUUUAUCAUUAUUAAUGGAUCAAGCCCAUGGUUCCAGCUCUCAGCUUAUUAAGUGUCAAAGUAGCGUGAUUAAGUUGAGUAUGGAUUCUUUGCCGGAACCACACUUGACGCCAGAUGAAAUAGGAUCAGAGGCAAAAAAAAUCAAGUUGAUCCUUGAUAGUGAGGAAAAAGAAAGCUUUCUUUGUGAACAGCCAUCUAAGAAAGAAUGUGUACAGAUAAUUACUGCUGUAACAUCUCUUUCUCCACUUUUAGCAUUCAGUAAAUUUUGUUGCAUUGUGCUGCUACAUAUUAUGGAGAGAGAAAACGAUGACUGUCCUCAAGAUGAUUAUAUUCAGUGUGGCAGACUUUUUAUACGUCUAGAAGAUCUUUCAAGUGGGAAAUGCCUAUUGACAUUUCCAAAGAAGAAACCUAUAGAACACCAGGAAGAUCUUUUUGCACUUUUCGCAGCAUUCCACAAAUCUUGUUUUCAAAUCAUAUCACCUGGAUAUGCCCUGAAAGCAAUGAAGGUAUGGCUGUUAGAACGCAUGAAAUGUGAAGUCAUCAAAGAAUUUCCAGAAGUGUGCUUUUGUAAAAGGCCAGAAAAUUUCUAUGGGACACUCUUCAAAUGGCAACAAAGAACACUAUUUGAAGGGAUUUUAAUAAUCUAUUCCAGGAAUCAAACUGUUUUGUUCCAGUGCCUUCAUAAGCUCAUCAGUGUUCUCCCUACAGACUGUUUGUUGAGAAAUCUAAAAUUAGAAAAUGAAGAUUUCCUAAUUGAUUAUAUGGCAUUAUCUUUGGAGAAGGAAUUGAAUAUCCUUGGUUCUCUUUCUUCUUCCUUAGCUAAAGUUGAUAGCAUCUAUAUGCCGAGAUGUGAAGCAACCAAAGGAAAGAGUAGUGUUGUAGCUGCUUUACCAGACAGAGAGAAGGAAAUUCGUUGGUACAGAAAAGAAGUCCAGAGAGCAAAGAAGAAAACAUUGAGAACAAAGCUAAAAGUGAGUGGUGCCCUUUAUAGAGCACUGACUUUGAAAGUAGCUGAGGUUCAGUUAAAAUCAGACCUCACUGCAGAGAAAUUGACCAAUUUAUAA
Otolemur garnettii (small-eared galago) is the source of this 2553-nucleotide messenger RNA. RefSeq names its product Fanconi anemia complementation group B (gene FANCB). Lineage: Eukaryota; Metazoa; Chordata; Mammalia; Primates; Galagidae. Gene Ontology annotation, cellular component: Fanconi anaemia nuclear complex. Gene Ontology annotation, biological process: negative regulation of double-strand break repair via homologous recombination; positive regulation of double-strand break repair via homologous recombination; interstrand cross-link repair. The record is from RefSeq and is a predicted model, not a curated record. The transcript has 8 exons. Bases 1 to 2553 code for a protein of 850 amino acids.